GGAGGCACGAGAGGAGGAGAGCAGCAGCUGCUGGGCUCUGAGGAUUGGGAGAACCACGGCACUAAGGACAUGGGAAUCACAAAAUUACAUGGCCUGGCUAUUCUAGUGACAGCAGCAAUCACUGGUGCAAUCUGGUACCACCACCCUUUCUCCCCAACCAGAGCCCAGGAACACGCAGCCUCCCCUGAAGAGGAUUCAGCACUAAAAAUAGACUUACAUGAAACAUCUCUGAUGCUUCCAUGGAGACAGGAUGUGCUGGUGUUGACACCAUGGUUGGCUCCAAUUGUCUGGGAAGGCACGUUCAGCAGGGACAUCCUGAACGCCCAAUAUCUGCAGAAGAACUUGGUCACUGGAGUGGUCGUUUUUGCUGUUGAAAAAUAUGUCCAGUUCAUAGAAGGGUUCAUGAGAUCUGCCAACAAGUACUUCCUUGCUGGGCACCACGUGAAUUUCUACUUGUUCACAGACAGUCCCGAGAAGAUCUCUUACCUUCAGAUGGCCCCUGAGAACCACCUGUUUGUCAUCCCUGUCCACAAUGACCCCAGGUGGCAGGACAUCUCCACGAGCCGCAUGGACAUCCUCAGCUCAUACAUCCACAGCCAGUUCCAGCACGAGGUGGAUUACCUGUACUGCAUGGACAUCGACGUCCAGCUCCUGGCACACAUCGGUGUGGAGAUCAUCGACACCCUGGUGGCAACCAUCAGCUCCUGGCAGGUCACCCCACAGCACAAGGACAGAGCCUACGAGGCACGCCCUGCGUCACAUGCCGCCAUCCCUGAGGGACAAGGGGACUUCCAUUACACAGCGAGCUUCUAUGGGGGCUGUGUGGCCGAGGUCUACAAACUGACCCGAGCCUGUUCUCAAGGGCUGAUGGAGGACAGAAAAAACGGCAUUGAGGCUCGGUGGCUCCAUGAGAGCCACCUCAACAGGUACCUCCUGCACCACAAGCCCACGCGCCUGCUGUCCCCGGAGUACUACUGGGACACAGAGCUGAGCUCCAGCGUCAUCCAGGUGAAGAGGAUGUGCCCUGUGCGAGGGCAGAGAGAGGCAAGCUCCUGA
Messenger RNA from Hirundo rustica (Barn swallow), 1056 nucleotides. RefSeq names its product histo-blood group ABO system transferase 2-like. Gene Ontology annotation, cellular component: Golgi apparatus; vesicle; membrane. NCBI's taxonomy places the organism in Eukaryota, Metazoa, Chordata, Aves, Passeriformes, Hirundinidae. The record is from RefSeq and is a predicted model, not a curated record. The coding region runs from base 70 to 1056 and encodes 328 amino acids. Gene Ontology annotation, molecular function: hexosyltransferase activity. The transcript has 6 exons. Gene Ontology annotation, biological process: carbohydrate metabolic process.